AUGACGUCCUCCCAUUCUCACCGCGCAUGCGCGGCUCAGGGAGCACACAGCGUGGUGAUCAGCGGUGCAUUGUGUCCCUCAGACACAGCGGAUCACCGAUCACAGAAAGAGCUGAAGAUGUCGGCUCAGUCAUGUGAUCAGCUGUGUCCAAUCACAGCUGAUCACUGAUGAUCAGUGUGCCUUGAUAAUCAGUGUAGCCCCAGCAGCACCACCUGUCAGUGUCCAUCAGUGCCUUUUGUCAGUGCUCAUCAGUGACUCGUGCCAGUGCCCAUCAGUGCCACAUCAAUGCCACAUAUCAGUGCCUACCAGUGCACAUCAAUGCCACAUAUCAGUGCCCAUCUGAGCUGCCUUUCAGUGUCACCCAUCAGUGCCAGUCAGUGCCACCUAUCAGUG
This is a messenger RNA of Staurois parvus, 393 nucleotides long. The record is from the annotation of a GenBank genome assembly. Lineage: Eukaryota; Metazoa; Chordata; Amphibia; Anura; Ranidae.